AUGGAGCUCUCCCUGCGGCUGCUCCUGGCGUCCUGCCUCUCGCUGGGGGCGGCCGGGGAAUUUGACAGAAGGUGGCCCAGACAAAUGGUCUCGUCUGCAGGACUGUGUCGCUUUGGAAGCAGAAUUGACUGCUGCUGGGGCUGGGCCCGGGUGGCCUGGGGACAGUGCCAACCGUUCUACGUCUUAAGGCAGAGAAUAGCCAGCCUAAGGUGCCAGCCCAAAGCUAUAUGCCAGCCAGGGUGCAAACACGGUGAAUGCAUUGGGCCAAACAAGUGUAAGUGCCACCCAGGAUACACUGGAAAAACUUGCAACCAAGAUCUGAAUGAGUGUGGACUAAAGCCACGGCCGUGCAAGCACCGCUGUAUGAACACCUACGGCAGCUACAAGUGCUACUGCCUGAAUGGCUACAUGCUCAUGCCAGAUGGAACCUGCUCAAAUGCCCUUUCUUGCCUGAUGGCAAACUGCCAGUAUGGCUGUGACGUGCUGAAAGGGGAGGUGCGCUGCCGCUGUCCUUCUCCAGGGCUGCAGCUUGGGCCUGAUGGCAGGACCUGUGUAGAUAUUGAUGAAUGUGCUACUGGGAGGGUUCUCUGCCCACGAUUCAGGCACUGUGUCAAUACCUUCGGGAGCUACAUUUGCAGGUGUCAUAAAGGCUUUGACCUGAUGUACAUUGGAGGCAAAUACCAGUGCCAUGAUAUAGAUGAGUGUGCUCUUGGCCACCACCAGUGUGGUAGCUUUUCACACUGUUACAACACUCCAGGAUCCUACAAAUGCAAAUGUAAAGAGGGGUACAGAGACAAUGGAACAAACUGCAUACAAAGGCCAGUGACCAGGCCAACAGCUCGUCCUACAGUACCUGGGCCAACAGCUCGUCCUACACUUGGGCCAACAACUCAUCCUACACCUGGGCCACCAGCUCGUCCUACACUUGUGCCAACUCAGCCUGCACCCAGGACAACUCGACUGACACCCAAGCCAACCAUGAGAUAUGUGCCGGUGACAACAAGGCCGGUCACCACACCCGUGGUGAAGCCUCCACCUCCAACAACACCUCAACCUACAACAGUAAGACCUACACUACCACCACAAAGAACUCCUCUGGUAAUAACUGAAGAGCCUGCACAUGUUCCCAUUGAAACUACAACUUCCCAAGGAGUUAUAGAUGACAACAGGAUCCAGCCAGAUCCUCAGAAACCCCGAGGAGAUGUGUUCAUUCCACGCCAGCCUGGAGUGAGCAAUAAUCUCUUUGAAAUACUUGAAAUUGAACGAGGGAUUACAGCUGAUGAAUUUGAAGCAAAUGAUGACCCAGGUGUGCUGGUGCACAGCUGUGAUUUUGACAGUGGACUGUGUGGAUGGAUCAAGGACAAAGAUGAUGACUUGCACUGGGAACCAGUGAGAGAUGUAUCAGGGGGACAGUACCUCACCAUCUCUGAUCCCAAAGGGAAAGAAGGAAGAGUGGCACACCUUAUCCUGCCCUUGGGUCACAUGGCUCAGGCUGGAGAUUUGUGCCUGUCCUUCAGGCAUAAAGUGCCUGGGCUGCACUCUGGUGCCCUGCAAGUCUUUGUGAGGAGAACUGGAGCUCAUGGCCCAGCUGUCUGGGGGAGAAAUGGGGGUCAUGGCUGGAGACAGACACACAUAACCUUACCAGGAGCAGGCAUCAAGAGUGUUAUUUUCAGAGGUGAGAAAGGGAAAAGAAGAACUGGGGAUAUUGGACUAGAUGAUGUGGUCUUGAGGAGAGGACGCUGCUCUGGAGAGCAUUAGCCAGGACAAUGGACCAGCAGUCAUCUCCUCUUGCCCUUCUCAUGCAAUUCCUACAAAACUUUGAAACAGAACUGCAUGGGAAAGAAGAAAAAGUGGGAGAGCAACAACUUCUUAGUGGUCUGCUAAGUGCAAUCUCAUGGAAAUUUCACUUAAAUACAUGGAGAGCACCUCCCAGGAUUGAGGAAAUCCAAUCUCAGGCUGGUUCUUUCUAUUA
This is a messenger RNA of Agelaius phoeniceus (red-winged blackbird), 1972 nucleotides long. It is a transcript of the gene NPNT, whose product is annotated as nephronectin. Gene Ontology annotation, molecular function: calcium ion binding. Gene Ontology annotation, cellular component: membrane. The record is from RefSeq and is a predicted model, not a curated record. NCBI's taxonomy places the organism in Eukaryota, Metazoa, Chordata, Aves, Passeriformes, Icteridae.